GGGUGGGGCCGACGAGCUGUGGGCGCCUCAGGGGGUGCUGAGCCGGGAGCUGCAGCCCCGGGAGCGGGGCUGGUUCCCUCCGUGCCGGGCUCCCCGAGGGCAGGAGCCGGGUGUGCUCAGGUGGCCGACCCUGCUCGGUGUCCCCCAGGCACGAAGAGGACGGACAUGGCAGACGCCGCUGCGGCUCCCCGCGGGCGCUCAGCUGGGGGACCCCUGCGCGAGGGUCCCGGUGUCCCUGAGGCUACCCCUGCCACGUGCCCGUGCCCCGCGGCUCCGACAUGUCCCGAGCUGGGCGCCCUCCCGCGGCAGCGCAGAGCACCCUUGGGUGCUGCCAUCCAGGAAGACUGUAGGAACCAGGUGUCUGUUAUUCUGCCUGUUCACAAUAGUGAAAGCUGGUUGGAUGGAUGCUUAAAGUCAGUUUUGGAACAAGAUUUUCAAGGCACCAUGGAACUCUCAGUAUUCAAUGAUGCUAGCAAGGACAAUUCUAUUAGUAUACUUGAAAAGUGGAAGAUCAAGUUAGAAGAUGUGGGAAUACAGGUCAUCAUUGGUGGUCAUGAUUCACCUCAACCCCAAGGAGUUGGCUUUGCUAAAAACCAAGCAGUAGUGCAGAGCUCAGGGAUCUAUCUCUGCUUUCUGGAUUCGGAUGAUGUUAUGAUGCCACAGAGAGUUAGAUUGCAGUAUGAAGCUGCCAUUCAGCAUCCAAACAGUAUUAUAGGCUGCCAAGUCAAGAGGGAACCGCUGGAGUCUACUGAGCGAUAUACUCGUUGGAUCAAUAACCUGACACAGGGACAACUUCUCACACAGGUGUUUACCUCUCAUGGGCCCACUGUGAUCAUGCCAACCUGGUUCUGCUCCCGAGAAUGGUUUUGCCAUGUGGGCAAAUUUGAUGAGGGUGGGAAGGGCAUCCCAGAAGACUUGCUGUUUUUUUAUAAACAUGUCCAAAAAGGCGGCAGAGUCUUUCGAGUGGACCAGUGCCUCCUCCUGUAUCGCUACCAUCCCCAGGCUGCAACUCAUUCUGUCCUAGAGGAAACCAUCUGGAAUCAUCGAGUCAGAUUUCUGGAAGACAGAGUCCUGAAGCACUGGGCGUCUUUCACCAUUUGGAACGCUGGCAAACAGGGCAGGAAGCUCUACAGAAGCUUAUCACCAGCUAAUCGGAGAAAGGUAGCUGCAUUUUGUGAUGUUGACAGAAAUAAAAUAGUAAAAGGAUUUUACACUUAUGAAGAAUCUGAGGAGAGACCAAAACCAAAAAUUCCUAUACAGCAUUUCAGAGAGGCAACCCCUCCUUUCAUUAUCUGUGUAAAGAUGGAUUUGACAGGUGGAGUAUUUGAAAAAAACUUGAACGAACUGAACUUGAAAGAGGGACUGGAUUAUUAUCAUUUCAACUGAAAGCUGAGCAGCCUAUUCAUCUUCAUGAAGUUUAGGAGUUCUCCUGAAACCUCUCUUCCUGUGAAGAAUGAUGAAAGAACCCCCACAUUGUUUAGUAUCUCUUAUGUUUUUCUCAAAUGUGGAAGGCAUGAGAUCUUUAGGUUUGUUUCUCAUCUGCUGACACUAGAAAGGAAGUGCAAAGACCAACGGCUCUACAGAAUAAUUAUCCGAUAUAACCUUCCCUUAAUCAGGCUUCAGUGGCAUUGGAUCUCCUGAGCCCUAAGCCAAGGAAACAGGCUACAUAAAUUAUACUUCUUGGAGAAGAGUUUGUAUUUAUUCCCUGGUUGGAUUUUCUUAUAGUUGUUUCUUAUAACUGUUACUCCUGGAAUAAGAGUCGCUUCUCUGGGGUCUUCACAAUCAACGGGACCAAAAUAAACUAUCUGCUCUUGUAAUGAGUUACAGACCCAAAUUAGAGUGAAGACUGUGCAUUUCCUUCUGUCCAUAUUAUCACCCAUCUUCAACAUCAAGCUUCUCCAUAAACAGGAUUCAAACUGAGACUCUGAGGUCAGAUGAAUCAUUCCUGUGUCAGUGGUGGUGCCAGGAUAUUUGAACUAGCUCUUGCUGCCAAAUUUAUGAGAGUCCACAAAUCCUCGCUUUAUGAACACAACCACUAAGGAUAUUUCCUUAGGUAUUAACUUGAUCUUUUCUUUGAUCUCAUGGUAGAGGUCUCUAGUCCAUCACAGCAGGACAAGUACCGCUUGCCAAUAACAGUUAGAACAAACUUCAAAGCUGCUUCAGCAGCCCUAAGGAUGGCAUUUAUUUUCUUGCCUGCAGGAUCUUUUAGUAGGAAAGCUCCCUCAGCAGUAAUUAACAUUGCUGCAGGAACCUAAGAGUGAAAAAGUAUCUCUGGGUUCAGGUUCUGUGACCUUGUACAAUUUCAGGGCUUGCAAACUGCGCUAUUUUCUGGGCCUCCCCUAAUGAACUGUUUCAAAGCAGAAUGAAGAUAAUGAUAUGUAUUUAUUUGUCCAGCAUCUUAUUUAAACUAUUUCUUCUCCUCACAGUAUGAAUGUGUCUGAAGGAAAAGAAUGCUUACGCUCCAUUGGCUCAGGUUACUGUGAUUGAAGCAGAGGGUUCUCUACCUUUAUGGGGGCAGCUUCUCCAAAGGAAGCUGCUGGGUAAUUCUGAAAUCAACUUUUUAAGAACAACAGGCUAUAUGAACAGAGAUUGCUCUAAAGGCAGGCCACCACUUCUAAUCCAACUGCUGCCACGGCUUCCAUCCCACUUUGUAGCUGCUUACCUCCCACUGAUCCCCCUGCUGCCAAAUUUCCACAGACACCCUGACUUCCAAGACUGAGUACAAUCACAGAUUUGGCCUGCAGGCUGUAGGCUGUUGACCCAUACCUUAGGGCCUAUUUAUCUACCCUCAGAGAACUUCAUUUUAUGUAUUAGCUUUAGGAAUACAAUUUUCCUGAAUGUUUCAAUAACUUUUUGUUCUAAACAAAAAGUUGAUAUAUUGAGAUGUCA
Gavialis gangeticus (Gharial) is the source of this 2889-nucleotide messenger RNA. RefSeq names its product UDP-GlcNAc:betaGal beta-1,3-N-acetylglucosaminyltransferase-like 1 (gene B3GNTL1). Lineage: Eukaryota; Metazoa; Chordata; Crocodylia; Gavialidae. The record is from RefSeq and is a predicted model, not a curated record. The coding region runs from base 166 to 1386 and encodes 406 amino acids. The transcript is spliced from 13 exons.